Messenger RNA from Micromonas pusilla CCMP1545, 2667 nucleotides. RefSeq lists its product as uncharacterized. Gene Ontology annotation, biological process: carotenoid metabolic process. The record is from RefSeq and is a predicted model, not a curated record. Bases 1 to 1941 code for a protein of 646 amino acids. The transcript has a single exon. Gene Ontology annotation, molecular function: oxidoreductase activity. Lineage: Eukaryota; Viridiplantae; Chlorophyta; Mamiellophyceae; Mamiellales; Mamiellaceae.
AUGGCGACUCUCGCGCGCGUCGUCGCCGCCGCCGCCGCCCCCGCGUCGUCGUCGUCCGCGAGCAGACCGCGGACGGCGAACGCGUCGGCGUCGGCGCCAGCCGCGCGCCCGCGCGUCGGCGGCCCGUCGUCGUUCGCGUCGUCGUCGUCGCUCUCAUCGGCGCUCUCUCCGCUGGGGAUGCGUCGGCGUCCGCGCGUCUCGCCGUCUCGCCGUCGACCCCUCCCCCGCGCGGCCGUCGAUUCGCCGCCGCCCGCCGCCGCCGAGAAAGGCAAAGGCGCCGGGUGGAGCUCCGACGAGCUCCCUGACGAGGUCGACGUCGUCGUCGUCGGCGCCGGCAUCGGCGGUCUCUCGUGCGCGGCGCUCCUCGGGAAGUACGGCGUGAGCGUCGCGAUCGCGGAGGCGCACUACGUCGCCGGCGGCGCCGCGCACUCGUUCCGAGGCGCCGACGGGUACGAGUUCGACAGCGGGCCGAGCUACUUCUUGGGCCUGAGCUCCCCGCCCGGGGAGUCGAUCAACGGCGUGCGGCAGGUGCUCGACGCGGUGGGCGAGUCGGUGGAGGCGGCGACGUACGACUCGAUGAAAUUCUACUUUCCCGACGGCGACGGCGAGACGUUCACGUGCGUCGCGGACAGAGAAUGCUACCGCGACGGGAUCCGGAGAUUCGCGGGGGAGGACGCGGUGAGGGAGUGGGACGUGCUCGAGGAGGCGAUGGGGCCGCUGGGCGAGGCUGCGGUGGCGAUUCCGUUCGCGGGGAUGCGCGCGGACGCGGGCGUCGCGUUGACGAUGGCGAAAUACGUCGCUCCGAUCGUCAAGGCGUUGGGGGGCGGUCCGAAGGGCGCGGAGGGGUUCGAGGACGCGAAGUGGCUCCGGGAGAACUUCAGCGAGCUCGUGAACGAGCACGUGACGAACGCGUGGCUGAAGAACAUGCUCGAUCUGGAGUGUUUCGUCAUCUCCGGGUUGAAAGCGGACGCGACGAGCGCCGCGAUCAUGGCGUUCACGUUCGUGGAAAGGCACAAGAAGGAAGGGUGCGUGUACGACUACCCGAUCGGCGGUUCGCAGGCGAUCAUCGACGCGCUCGUCCGCGGCGUCCGAAAGUACGGCGGGAAGAUGGCGCUGCGGUCGCCCGUGGAGGAGGUGGUCGUGGGAGACGGCCGCGCCGUCGGCGUGCGACUGAAGAGCGGGAAAGUCGUGAGAGCGCGAAAGGCGGUCGUGAGCAACGCGUCCGUGUGGGACACCGUGAACAAGCUCCUCCCCGAGGACGUCAAGGCGGAGAGGAGAGCGCGCGGGGACGACGUCCACACGGAGAAGACGCCGCUGUGCGGGUCGUUCGUGCACUUACACCUGGGCAUCGACGCGACCGGGCUGCCGCCUCCGGAGGAGCUCGGGAUUCACCACCUCGUCGUGAAGGACUGGGGCGCGGGCGUGGACGGCGACCGGAACGUCUUCAACAUCUCCAUUCCGACGACGUUAGACCCGUCGCAGGCGCCGCCGGGGAAGCACACCAUCCACAUCUACGGCGCGGCGAACGAGCCGUACGAGAAGUGGGAGGGGAUGGAUCGAAAAUCUUCGGAAUACGCGGAGGCGAAGCGCGCCGCGGCGAACGAUCUCUACGCCGCCCUGGAGAAGGUCAUCCCGGACGUUCGCGACCGCGUCGAGGUGGAGAUGAUCGCGACGCCGCUUACGCAGCAGCGGUUCGUUCGAAGGCACCGAGGGACGUACGGUCCGGGCGUGGACAUGACGCGGACGAAUUUGUACGGCGCGGAUUUGGCUCCGGGACCGGCGACCGGGAUCGAGGGCCUGUGGGGGGUGGGGGACUCGACGUACCCGGGGAUCGGCGUUCCGGCCGCGGCGGGGAGCGGGUUCUUCACCGCGAACUCGCUCGUGAGCGUGUGGAAGAACCUCGGUCUGCUGUACGGACCGAAGAUUGGGAAGAACGUGUGACUGCCUUUGGGUAAUAAUAAAAUCUAGAGAGAUAACGUCACACCCCUUUCCCCGCGCCGGGAUCGUUCCGCGUCGGCAGCAGCGCUCCCCGUCGCAUCAUGAACUUAAUCCUGUGUCGGAACCUCCGCGUCACGAACUUCAACACCUCGUCGAGCAAGAUCACCGGAAACGAAAACUUAAUCACCGCGUUCCACUCCGCCGUCGACAGCGGCGCGACGGAAAACGUCGACGCGAGCCACGGGACGUAGAGGAUGACGCAGUGCAACAGCAUGCUGACGCAUAUCGCGCCCAGGAGCCAGUAGUUGCUCCACGGCGGGUGCGUCAGAAGCGAGCCGUUCUCCGACAGCGCGUUCAGCGCGUUGAACAUCUCCACGACGACGAGAACGCUCAUGCUCAUCGUCGACGGCGAGCGGUUUUUAAGAAACACGUCGCACGAGUAUCGUUGCUUUCCCUCCUCGCACGACUCGAACGACGUGAGCUCGCUCCAGGUCAGCAUCGGGCCGUCGAGGUAGGACAUGUACCACCACGCGAACGCGCCGACGGUGACGAACCCGACGUACAUACCGACGACGAGGUAGCGCACGAAGAGCCACCGGUCGACGAUAGACUCGUCCGGCCGCCGCGGACGCGCCCGCAUGAUGUCGCGGUCCGGCUUGUUAAACCCGAGCGCGGUCGCGGGCAGGCCGUCCGUGACGAGGUUCACCCACAGCAGCUGCACCGGGCACA